CCUACAAGCUACACCAGUCCAUCAUUACUAGCAUGGCCGCUGCAAGGCGGCUAAGAUUGUGUUCAUCGUAUCCUCUGUUGUUUUAGAUUUCUACCUUCCAUCGAUACCUCGAACUGAUAUCAACAACCCUGUGGCGAUCGCCUUGACCUGGGAUUUCAGCAUGGCGACAACCGGAUUGUCGACGGCUGUUCCCCACAUUGACGAUGGCGCACCCCUGAACAGCACGGAAGAUGCUCCACCAAGGACCUCCACCGAUACGGGCAUGCGAUGUCCUGAUCCUUCGGCGCAUGUACACCAAUCUCACAACAAUGCUUUGCAAAAUCAGGCGUCGGCUGCGGCCUUGUAUAGCACAAGACCAGCCAACGAGAAGCAAAAGAUCAAUCCGCUCGGACCGGACGGAAAGCUUUCGUCAGCAAGCGCUGCGGCCAGUCUGAAAUACGCGAGAGCAAACGACCUUCCUAGCUUUCCAGUUGUUGGUAUCGACACCUCUUCCUCGGCUGGAGCAGCCGCGCUACUGGCAAACCAAAACAAGAAAAGCCCGGAGUGGUGGAAGCCUGAGCAGUCAUCUGCUGCCGGAAAGGCCGCGCUGUUGGCAAACGACUACAAGAUGAAGCCAUUGUGGCAACCAGAGGCAAGCGCUGCAGGCUCUAAGGCAGCACUUCUUGCCCACAGGGACGGUGGAAAGUUGAACUUGUGGCAGCCUGAAGCCAGUGCUGAAGGCAAUUCAGCAGCUAAUAUCGCCAUGCGCAAGACAGGUCUGGGCCCGCAAAUCGACUAUGGAUAUACCGAGGACGGGAGGAAGAAGGCGUUACUCGCAGCAACUGGAGCACAUUCAGCAUCUGGUCGCAAGCGCGCGCAGUCAAUCCCUAUGUCCGUCCCACUCUACCCUGACUCCAAGAACUCCGCCAAAAAUGCUUUGAAUGCCGCGACAGUAGCUCAUAGUCCCUCAAUGCGAGCAUCAAAAGCACCAGCGGUUCAACCACAGGACUCGAACCGACUUGGAUCCGGAGCCAUGGAGGCAGCAAGGAUUCAGCACGCCAAAAGCACUAGAGAGAUGUACACAAGCUCUCCUCCUGUCUCGUUGGAGGUCGAAGAAAAGAAGCGCAACGAUGCGCUUCGAGCUUCCGCUGUUGUCAUGGCGAAGAAGAUGUACGAUGUUCAACAACAGCAUAUUGAAGGAGCACCUGGUGUAUCUGCUGCUCGCACAGGGGCUACUGCCGCUCAUGGGCAAAAACCAGCCACAAGUGAAGGGGACCUCAAACAACAAGCCAUGCAGUAUAUUGGUAUUCAAGAAGCUGCACAGAAACUGGCGCAGGAGCGACUGGCCAAGAUCGGUUACGAUGAAAAUGCCGCUUACCGAAGCUACUAUGGUUAUGAAAAGCAAGGCCGUUCGAAGCUUUCCAUGCGACGAGGUAGGCCUCGUGCUCGCAGCACAUCUGAGGCUCCCGAAGAGGACAGUGACUCUGACGAGGACGACUUUCGUUCGAGGCGCAUUCGUCAUCAAAUGAAGCAGUUCAACGAGCAACUGGCUGACGUUGAUGCGAAGAAGCGCGAACAGGACCGCAAGGGCCUCAUUGCUGCAGCAGAACGUAAAGUGAAAGCCCAAAUGCAGGGCCUCGAUAAGGAUAUCUACGACAAGACCGGCAAGAUGUCGAACUCCAUGGUGGAUGACUGGGACGAGAAAGCGCGCCAACGGGCGCUUGCCAACUCAGAAGCUCGCAUGGAGAACCAUGGCAGAGUCAACAUUGGCAACGGCAAGUGGAUGGAUCAGGCUGAAAUUGACGCCAUUGCUCAGGCUAGACUUCAACCGACGUUGGAUGAGAUAACCGAAAAGGCUGAGAAGCGAAGAGCCGAAGACGCUGAAAGACAAUUCGAGCUGGAAAAGAAGCAGCGCAAGGAGCAAGAAGAGAAGGCACGUCUUGCCGAGAUCAAGGUCGAAGAGAAGAAGGGCAAAGAGGAAGAGAAGAGGGCAGCCAAGGCUCGCAACGCAGAAGAAAAAGCAGCUGCGAAGCAAGCAAAGGAGGCGGAGAAGACUAAGAAGGCUGAAGAGGACCGCCUGGCCAAAGAAGAGCAGCGAAAGUCUAAGGAAGCUGCACGAGCAGCGCCUACGACUGGGCCUGCUUUGGGAACUGCGGUUGUUGCCACACCCACAACCGCAACUCCUGCCGCAGUCACUGCUACCAGUGGGAAUGACGACCUGUACGAAGAGCCCACUGCUCCCACCGGAGUCUCUGAUGUGACCGCGCCCACACGGGACUCUACCGCUACUGCACCUACGCGAGACUCUACUGUUACUGCACCUUCAUCGACCGACCCUACUUCGCCCACCUCACCAACCUCAUCUAAGGGCUUCAAGUCUAUCUUCAACAAACUGAAGCGCCGCUCUAAGCACGACCCAGCUGUCGCUACUAACGCCGAUGGCAAGGUUAUGGAGAAAGACAACGCUGGGUUCAUCGGCGGUGCCAGCCUUCGGGCGUCCGAAUCGAAGUCCCACUCGUCGACAACACCACCCACUUCCCAUGCUGAAGCAAGCUCGACAACCCGCCCAACUGGCCUGGGCGAUGUCGAGCCCACAGUCGUCUCUCACGUCAGUGAGCCUGCAGGUGUACCUAAUGUUAGGGAGGACCGCUACUCUGACAUCUCAUCGCUCACCAGUGAUGAUGAAGAGCUGACGAGGGGCCGCCCCCGCCCAGUACGUCUCAUGAGCGACGACACCAGAGCUUCUUCGGACUUUGAGGAGGCGAGAGAUCACUUCGAUGAGGAUUUAGCUCCUCCUCCAACGUUCACGAGUGAGGUGGAUAAGGGUCGUCACGGCAGCCCAGUUCGAGACUCGAAGUUUCAUGAAGUUGGAAUCUAGUCGAAUCACGGAAACUGUGGAGGGAUGUAAUGCUUGACAACGAAUAAUUUGGAAGAUUGUAAUUGGUGGACGAGGGAGGACACAACUGUUUACACUCAUGAUUUUGCUUUACCCUUGAUACCGUACACCUGUAUUUGGAUUGACAUGAUUCCAUGGUUCCACUGUAUCGACAGUACCCUUACAACUGCCUGACUAGUUUCUUGGUACCCUCACCACCUUGCUGUAUAGCGAUUUGACGCUUGUAAGCUCCGCACCUUCACUGCAAUUGUAGUUUUUUCGCAGUGAG
Macroventuria anomochaeta is the source of this 3143-nucleotide messenger RNA. RefSeq lists its product as uncharacterized. The record is from RefSeq and is a predicted model, not a curated record. The transcript is spliced from 3 exons. Gene Ontology annotation, biological process: eisosome assembly. The coding region runs from base 161 to 2857 and encodes 898 amino acids. NCBI's taxonomy places the organism in Eukaryota, Fungi, Ascomycota, Dothideomycetes, Pleosporales, Didymellaceae.